Molecule: messenger RNA, 573 nt
Organism: Ilex paraguariensis (yerba mate)
Lineage: Eukaryota; Viridiplantae; Streptophyta; Magnoliopsida; Aquifoliales; Aquifoliaceae
Source: the annotation of a GenBank genome assembly
AUGGGGAAGCUUGCCAAGGCUGUGAUGAGCAUAUGGGAAUGCUGCGAACUCCUCAACGAGUACGUCGACGAGAGUGAUCCCGAUCUCGACGAGCCGCAGAUCGAACUUCUGCUCCAGACUGCUGAAGCCAUCAGGAGGGACUACCCAAAUGAAGAUUGGCUUCAUCUCACUGCCCUAAUCCAUGAUCUGGGUAAGGUUCUACUGCACCCUGCAUUUGGUGAGGAUCCCCAGUGGUGUGUGGUUGGUGACACAUUCCCACUUGCAUGUGCCUUUAGUGAGUCCAUAGUUCAUCACCAGUUUUUCAAAGAAAAUCCAGACAAUCAAAACCCUAGCCCCAACACCGAGCUGGGUAUCUAUAGUAAGAACUGUGGGUUUGACAAAGUCAAAAUGUCAUGGGGCCACGAUGAGUACAUGUUCUUGGUUGCCAAAGGUAACAACACCACUCUUCCACCAGCUGGCCUCUUCAUUAUCAGAUUCCAUUCUUUCUAUGCACUGCAUCGGGCUGGAGCUUAUACCUACCUGAUGAAUGAUGAGGACAAGGAGGUGCUGAAUUGGCUUCAUGUCUUCAACUAA